AUGACAGCCUUCCAGGAAUCAGACUUAAUGCCGGUCUACUUUGUCGACAAGGUCUCCAACAUGAGGGUUCCGCUUCCAAUCAGCCGAGCAACAACAUGGAGCCAGCUCAUGACCUGUCUAUCCGAAGCCUCAGCCCCCAUCGCUGCUCAAGUCAAGAACAAUCUUUUCCGAUGGACCGAUCUGACCACCACAGGCCAAACAUCACCACGCCUGACGCAGGAAGACGGCCGUUGGCUCUUCCGCACGGCGACACUGGCCCUGAGAGAAGGCGAAGAACACCAUUUGCACUCUGAGUGGCGAGUUGUCACACGCAAAACUCUUGAUCGGUUGCGCAAAGACACCCGGAAAGAUGGCAUCAGUUAUGAGGUUCUACACACUGCACAAUAUAUUCGCGAUGAAGAAGCCACUCGGAUGUCAGCACCACCGUCGGGCUGGGGCAACCCGUUCACUACAGCACCUCCAAGCUUCACCACCCCUCGAACGUCAGGGCCGGCUUCACUCCCAACACUGUAUCAUGCGGCAGGCCCAGCAGUCCAAUACCAGCCAUGGCAGACCUAUGAAGGCCUACCCGCAAACCUCACUCCGCUGGGUCAUUCCGUUGCUAGACAAUUCCAUCCAGCAGACAACAUGUACCGAUCUCCGAGAAACCAGGUUAGGGGUCCACCACCAGCUUACGGUUCUGCUCGUCCUCAACAUUACAGCCCAUACCAAUCCUACGGCUCCCCAGCCAUGGGUUUCUAUCCUCCAACACCCGGUUUCCUUCCAGAUCUCCCGCGACCUCCUUAUCCGAUCUAUGAACGAGGGCCAAUUCCGACGCCACGCCCGGUUCAACAUCCGACUCCUCCUGUUCGGGCUCGCUAUCCACCGUCAUUCUCAGCUCCAUCUCAACUCUCAGUUCCUGCCAUCGCACCGUCUCCGGCUCACAUAGCUAUUCAACCAGUUGCAACUCCGGCUCGAGAUACCGCUUUCGCCCGUGCCCCAGCGACUCCACCAAGAGCACCGACGCUCCCACGCGCCCCAACACCGACAAGCCUCUCCCCGUGGACCCGCGACAUGGUCCCGCCACUGAUCGUCGACAGCGCUGAUAUCCAUUGGAGGCAUCGCGAAGCGACGCUGCGGGAAAAGGUCAGGAUCGGGCGAGCUCCGAUCGUCGACGCGAUGGAUUUGUGGACGGAGAAGUCAAAGCCACGGUAUUGA
Messenger RNA from Fonsecaea erecta, 1197 nucleotides. RefSeq lists its product as hypothetical. The coding region runs from base 1 to 1197 and encodes 398 amino acids. The transcript has a single exon. The record is from RefSeq and is a predicted model, not a curated record. NCBI's taxonomy places the organism in Eukaryota, Fungi, Ascomycota, Eurotiomycetes, Chaetothyriales, Herpotrichiellaceae.